Messenger RNA from Mobula hypostoma (lesser devil ray), 4571 nucleotides. It is a transcript of the gene nipa1, whose product is annotated as NIPA magnesium transporter 1. Gene Ontology annotation, biological process: magnesium ion transport. NCBI's taxonomy places the organism in Eukaryota, Metazoa, Chordata, Chondrichthyes, Myliobatiformes, Myliobatidae. Gene Ontology annotation, cellular component: membrane. Bases 539 to 1402 code for a protein of 287 amino acids. Gene Ontology annotation, molecular function: magnesium ion transmembrane transporter activity. The transcript has 6 exons. The record is from RefSeq and is a predicted model, not a curated record.
GUGGUUGCUCCUGGUGAAAAAAUCCUGAUGAUUAAUAUUUCUAACAGGUUGAAAUUUAAACGCAUUUAACGUUAUUAAAACUGCUCUACGCCAGCUGGCCUUUAAUAGGGUGGGAAUUGAGAGUGCCCGUUGGGUGUUGGCUGGCUUGACCUAGGAGUGGCUCUCUGGAUCGAUACUUGUCCAGAUGGAGCAGAAUGCAGCUGCCUGCACGGGGCUCGCCAUCGCCGUGCUGUCCAGCUUAGUGAACGGCUCCACUUUCGUUUUGCAGAGGAAAGGCAUCCUUCGUGCUGAGAGCAGAGGUCUGUAGACACGUCCCCUCACCAACAAAAAAAAAAGCGAAUUCCCCAAAUUAAACCGUGCUUUAUUCUAGAAUGGUCAGUGUUGUCGAUGUUACUGCACCAAAACCGACUGCUAAAAAGAAUUCAGUUGCCUGGGCUAUCUGCCCUGCCCUUUCGCACUGGCGGAAAUGCGCUAUAAUAAUGCUGCAAUGUGAGCUUCCUAUUUAACAGAAUUGAUUUGGUGGACUGGAACUUUAGGAAUGGGACUGGGUCAAAUCGGGAACUUCUUGGCCUACAACACUGCCCCUGCUGCUUUGAGACUAUUAUGUGUGAAAAUGCCAAGAGAUCAGCAUUUUCCGAGAUUCUCAAACCUCCCCAUCUGGCACCAGCAAUCAUUCCAUGGUCAAAGUCACUUUGAUCACAAACACAAAAAGCUGGAAGAACUCAUCAGGUCACUCUUGGCUUCCUAUAUGUUGCAAGAGAAGUUAAACUUGUUGGGCAAACUCGGAUGUUUAUUAAGUUGUGCAGGGUCAAUUAUAAUCCUUAUUCAUGCUCCAAAAACGGACAAUAUAACAUCAUGGGUGCAACUUGAAGAAAAACUUCUAGAUCCAGUGUUCCUUGGAUAUGUAUGUGUUGUUCUGGCAAUUCUCGUCUUGCUGAUCUUCUGGAUUGCACCUUCCCAUGGCUCUACCAACAUUGUUGUCUAUAUUGGCAUUUGUUCAUUACUGGGCACCUUCACCGUACCCAGCAGUAAAGGCAUUGGCUUAGCUGCUCAAGAUGCAUUUCACAAAAACCUGUUAAAUAAAAGAGCCCUGAGCCUUUUUAUCAUUCUGCUGGUAACACUGGGUUGCAGUAUUUUCCUUCAGUUUAUCUACAUUAAUAAGGCAUUGCAGUACUUUGAUUCCUCUAUAUUUGGUGCUGUAUACUAUGUGUUUUUUACCGUUUUAGUCAUAUUAGCAUCUGGAAUCCUCUUUCAAGAAUGGAGUGACGUUAGCUUUGUAGACUUCCUUGGAAUACUGUGUGGAUUUACUACAGUUUCAGUUGGGAUCAUACUUCUGCAGAUGUUCAAGGAGUUCAACAUUUCAGUCACUGACUUAAGGAAAGUCUCAUCAAAGAAACACUGAAAAACGAAAGAAUUUACAGACGACUUCACAGCUGUAGUUCAGUUUCUGGCCGGAUAUAUAUCAGGACAGCAAUGAACAUUGUCAGAUAUUUGGAACACAAUAAUGAAAGUUGCAGAGGAUUUAACAUAUUGUUUCAUGAACUUGGUGUGAUUAAUGUGAACCAGUUUCCAUUACCAAUGCAUGGGUUGUUUCACACUGUCCUUCAGUUGCUUCCCCUCCCCCAUAUCGAUACACAUUAAUUUAAUAAGUAAACACUACUGAGUAGAGGCUUGUGUCCCGUUAUCUUUUUUUUCCGCAGGAGUUUAGCACUGGAUUGUUGCCUGGUCUCUAUUGUUCCAAAUGUUGGCAAGUAACCAAAAUGUUGGACAACAAUUAUAAAAUGCUAAACUGCAAUUCCCAUUUGUGUUGGUAUUUCAUGAACUUCAGUUUGUCUUUAUGUUAGACAUGUUACUUUGAAGAGGGCAAUCUUGUCAUGUGAUGCCUUGUAACUAAUUUUCUUCAUUCCCUUUAUCUACAACCUUUGUGAAUGCUGCAUUGUUGCUUUACUGAAUACCGAACUCAGAGAGGACGUGAAUAGCUUUGCAAGCAGCAGUUUGUACAAGUGUGAAUUAAUAGUUUUAUCCUUGGAAUGUGUGUUUAUCGGUGAUGAAUGUACAACAGUACUGCAGUAUUGCAGCUGAUUUGAAAUUCCUUGCAUCUUUAUGGAAGUUGGAAGAAUUUUAAGGGCAAAAAUGUGCUUCAAUCUAUAGACUUUUAAAAGGGAUUUGUGGAACUUUCAAAAUUAUGAAAUGCACAACUUCCAACACAAAUGAGGAUAAGGUGCAGAUGAUUGAAGUGUUUUGAGAAACCGGAUUAUUGUUGCUGAUGCUCUACCUGAGACCGUGGUAACUUUGGAAUUUAUCUUCCUGUAUUUUCAGUUCCCAUCUGUUUGUGUUUCUGUACUGUUUUUCACAUGUGAGUGUGUCAUCAAGGUUAGUGCGGGUUCAGAAAUGGAUCCUGAAUGAAAUUUUAGCAAUUGCAUUAACUCCAUCCACUUCUCCUGCUGAGCUGUCUUGCGACACAGUCACUGCACUGAUUCUCUCUGACUUGACUCGGGCUACUUAUGGUACUGAAUAUCUGUUAUAUUGAUCACUGUCUCCAAUUCAAUAACAUGGUGAUGCUUUAUUGAUCAAUAUUUUUAUGUUAGGAUAAAUACAAAUGUGGUAGCAUAGUGGUCAGCACAACACUUUACAUUACAGGCGGCCCAGGUUCAAUUCCCGCCGUUGCCUGCAAGGAGUUUGUACGUUCUCCCCGUGACUGUGUAGGUUUCCUCUGAGUGCUCCAGUUUCCUCCCACAGUCCAAAGGCAAACCAGUUGGUAGGUUAAUUGGUCAUUGUAAAUUGUCCCGUGAUUAGGCUAAGGUUAAAUUGUGGGUUGCUGAAAGCGCAGAUCGAAAAGCCUAUUCUGCACUGUAUCUCAACAAAUAAAUAGUUUGAUAAUAAUUGGGAGCAGAGCACUUAACGGUAGCACACACAAAAUGCUGGAGGAGCUCAGCAGGUCAGGCAGUUUUCUUCAGCAUUUUUCAGCCUUAACCCCAACAAUAACAUUGAAAAAUUGAUCAAUAAUUAAAAUGUUCUCAAAUAAUGGAUUGACCUCCUAAUAAUUAUUUAUUCUCAAAAGCUGUCUACGCACUGGAUGUAUUGGGCUUGUGAUUAAACUAAAGAUAAUAUUUAACCUACUAAGAGCUGCAUACUGGUAUCUCAGGUUUUGUGAUUAGGAAAAUUUUCUACAUUUAAAAAUUUAUGUGAAAGAUACUAGUAAUUUAUUAAAUUGAUGUAAUUCCAAUUUUAACUGUUUGACAUUGAGGUUGUUUUUGUGCAAAGGUCUCUGAAUAGAUGUGAAAAUAAUCAAUGCUUUACCUACUAUGUGCCUGUGAAAUGUUUUAUGGCAGAAAACGUGUAUUUUUAAUUCCUUUUAAAUUUUUGUCUAAUAGGAAUAACGUAUAGCUGUAAUAAAGAGUAAUAUUCAUAUCAUGUAAUUUGGGACUUCUUUAGUUCUGGAAUUGAUUAAAGGGGUGAAAGUUAUAAAGUAAAUUGAUUUUUGAUAUUUUGUGGCUUCCUUAAGCCUGCACAUUAAGCUAUUUUUGGGAUUGUUUAACAUCUAAAUAAAUAGAACAACAGAUGAUUAAAUUACAGAUCUUUUACAAUAACAUUUAUAGCUAUGUAACAGUAAAUGGAGAUUGAACCUAAAAUAUCUAUGCCAAUUCAGACUUGAAGUAAUUUAAGUUAGUUCUCUUUAGUCAAUUAACAAUUUUUUAAUUUUAAGGUUUUUAUUUGUAUUUGCUUUUGCAUUUUAAAGUUUUAAUAAUUUUGGUUUUCUUUAAAUGGUUUUUGAGUUGAACAGUUGGCUUAGUGGCUGUCAAAGUAUAUAUUUUUUUGCUUCACGGGGAGAUUUUCUGGUCUUUCAUAUAACAGUAUUUACACAAGCAAGGGCUUUUUCAUAAUUGGCACUAUAGGAAUCUGAAAGUAAGUUUGGACUUGUAAUGUGGGUCCACAACAUUAAAUUUUGGGCCAAUAAUUUUUAAAUAAAAUGUUUUUAUAGGGUAACUGAUUCAGGGGCUAUUAGUUGUCAAAUGGCUAAAGAAAAAAACCUGACAUUUAUUUAAGGAGAAAUGUUAAGAAUAUCAAAUGCUUUCUUACAGUGAACACUGGAGGGCAACACAGAAGUUUUAACACCCAUUUUUCCCUCAUUGUCCAGCAGAGGUCAGCUGUGAGGUAGAAGUUGUGUCUCAAUGCAUAUUGAAGUAUUUUCUCUGCAAUGUAAUGACUGCCAAAUAGAAGCAAACCUAGUAGCCAUUUUGUACAGCACAAACAGCCAAUCCUUGAUUUUUGGAUAACUGUAUUACUUUGGAUGUGAUUGAGGUUGGUAAGGGUGGUUGUGUUACCAUUCCUCUUCCCAGAGCCUGACAUUCACCCCCACCCCCUGUUAGGUACUUUUUAUACACUGGUUUAAAUUCUAUUUCCUAAUUAUUAACAGCAAAUUCCCAAUACUUGUACCGUAUAUGGUAAAUAAAGUUGAACCUUGAUCCUACACUGUAAUCUGCCUCCACCACUGCCACCAACAGGUCAUUUCAGAACUGAGACCAUCUACUCAAUGAAGAUGUCCUCUUUCUCAAUGUUGUAACUAUAUG